Molecule: messenger RNA, 1858 nt
Organism: Prunus mume (Japanese apricot)
Lineage: Eukaryota; Viridiplantae; Streptophyta; Magnoliopsida; Rosales; Rosaceae
Source: RefSeq, a predicted model, not a curated record
UUUCUCGUUUUAGCUACGACAUAUAUACUAUGCACAUAUCUUACUACGUCCAAUAAUUUAUCUCCAUUGAUUUUCUGUCAAUUAAGUUCUCUUGUGUCACGUUUGAUCAUAUGUCAAUUACGUUAUUAGCAAAGCCAAUUACAAAUUUACACCAAACUUACUCAUUUUGAUUUUCUACCCUUCUAGGGGACAACAUAAACGACACCUUCAUGGCUGCCUCUUCUCUUUAAAAGAACGUCAAAAAACAGUAACACAGCCAUCACGCCGUCAUUUGGUGGGUUGGUUUUGAUUUAUAAACCCAACCAAAAAAAAAAAAGAUGAUGAACUCAAUCAUAUUGCAUUUGGUGGUAGGCAUUGUCGCAGGGUUCGCAUUGGGAUUGGUUCUAGGAAUUGGAGUGGUCUGCUGCCUCAGAAUCCGAAGAAGAAGGUGCAGAAGGAUACAAUCACAGAGGUCCAUUUCAGCGCAGAGAGAAAAAGCACCCAAAUUACCAGUCAAGGCAGUGAGUAACAAUGGCGUUGACUCCAGCAACACCAACACCACAGUCUCUGAGUUCUCCAACUUUGGCCAAGACUCGCCCAGAACUUCGGAGUGGACCAACAGUGAUUUACUGGGUUCUGUUGGCAGAGAUGUACAGAAGGCGACUUAUAAUUUUACGACAGCUAUUGGGCAAGGAGCGUUUGGGCCUGUUUACAAGGCCCAAAUGAGCACUGGUGAGACUUUUGCUGUCAAAGUUCUGGCUGCUAAUUCCACGCAAGGCCAAAACGAGUUUUUGGCUGAGGUUCUCUUACUUGGAAGAUUGCACCACAAGAGCCUUGUCAACUUGGUGGGAUAUAUGGCAGAAGUAGGGCAGCAUAUGCUGCUCUACAAGUACAUGAGUAAUGGCAGUCUGUUUUCUCAUUUACAUGGGGAUAAUCGCAAGCCAUUGAGCUGGGAUUUGAGAGUUGACAUAGCUCUUGAUAUUGCAAGGGGAUUGGAAUACCUACACUAUGGGGCUGUUCCUUCUGUUGUGCACCGCGACAUCAAGUCUUCCAACAUACUGUUGGACCGGUCAAUGAGGGCCAGGGUUGCUGAUUUCGGGCUUUCAAGACAAGACAGGAGCAAACUUCGUUCAUCUAAUAUCAGGGGAACAUAUGGAUAUGUUGAUCCCGAGUAUGUAUUGACAAAGACAUAUACUAAGAAAUGCGAUGUUUAUAGUUUUGGAGUGCUGCUGUUUGAAAUUAUUACAGGCAGGAACCCGCAGCAGGGUCUUAUGGAAUAUGUGGAACUUGCGACAAUCGACACGGAAGAUAAACUGGGGUGGCAAGAGAUUGUGGAUUCUCGUCUUGAUGGAAGAUUCAAUGUAGAACAACUCGUUAAUGUUGCUGAUCUUGCUUACAAAUGUGUGAGUAGUCUGUCGAAAAACCGGCCUUCCAUGAGGGACAUUGUACAGAGCCUAUCAUGGAUUUUGAUGAUGAAACAUGACACGGAGAACUACAAGCAGACCUCAAACGAUGCAGCUGAAGAAACCUACAUUGAAAUAGAUCUGCUGGACAAUCAGGAUCCUUUCAUUGAACGCUGAAGAGAGACAAGCAGACAUCAAACUUAUAAGCUGAAGCCUUGCAAUUGUAUAUUCAACUUUGUUCAUUUUACGAUUUCAAUUGCUUUUACAGAAACGAGCCAAACCUCUAGAUUGAAGGAUUUAAAUGUAGGGCCUCGUGUCGUGUAGAAUAUUUUGCUUUCAUUAAAGUUCAUCUACAAUAAAGACUUUGGGGAUCUCACUUUUAAUCCACUUGGACAGGACAAACUGGUUUUCUGUAUCAGCACUUCCAUAUUUUUCCUGUGUAGGGUGCUUUUAUUUUUCCUUGCCAACCACCAUUU